This is a messenger RNA of Aspergillus fijiensis CBS 313.89, 1111 nucleotides long. RefSeq lists its product as uncharacterized. The record is from RefSeq and is a predicted model, not a curated record. Lineage: Eukaryota; Fungi; Ascomycota; Eurotiomycetes; Eurotiales; Aspergillaceae. Bases 59 to 1111 code for a protein of 350 amino acids. The transcript has a single exon.
AAAGACGAUCACGUCCAUCACCCUCUCUCCCGAGUACUGCAUCACCCCAAACACCAAGAUGUUUCUCCCCCCCAAACACAUCCUUCCCCUCCUCACCACGCUCACCACGCUCACAACCCUAACCACCGCGUCCCCGGACCAAAAGCCCGCCUACCGAAUCACCUCGCCCGCGGCCUCGGCGAUCCUGACCCCCAACACCCCCAGCGUGAUCUCGUGGUCCACCACGCAACGCAGCUCAGCCAAACUCUCCAUCCACCUCGAAACCACCACCAACCACACAAACCUCUACACCAUCGCCACCAACAUCACCAACUCGGGGUCCAUCUCCUGGUCCCCGCCCGCCCGCAUCCCGCCGGGCGAGGAAUACAUCAUCGUCCUCGACCCGACCACGCCCCCGGACAACGAUACCAACACCACCAACACCACUUCUACCUCAAACACCACCCAAGAAGAAAAAGCAACCUACAAGUCCCCGGCCUUCACCAUCACCGCCCCCAAGCCCUCGUCCAACAACUCCACCUCCACAGCAACAAACUCCACCAACCCCUCAGAAACAACAACCUACUACCCAACCGAGAACCAGGCCAUCGCCCGCGGCAAAACCACCAUCGUGACGUGGCCCGUCGCGCAGGACCAGAGAUCCGGGCACGUCAGCGUCUACCUCAUGGAGGGGAGGGAGACGGGGUCCACCACCGCCAAGAAUGUCUCGACGGUGGCGACGCACGUGGCCAACUCGGGGAGUCUGGCGUGCGUGCUGCCGGGGAACCUGACGCUGGCGGAGGAUUAUCGUUUUGCGGUAGUCGGGGUGGACGGUGGGGAGGAGGUGAGGUACUCGGCGAUGUUUCGGGUGGUGGAUGGGGAUGAUGAUGAAGAGGAUAGUGGGAGGGAUGAGGUGGAGGAUGUGCAGGAGAAGAAUGACGAGAAGGAGGAUAGGAGUGAGGCUCAUGCUGCGGAGACGAGCGCUACGCCUACGGAGAGUGGGCUGGCCAGUGGUUCGACGGGGGCGUUGAAGUCGGAUUCGACGUGGAUUGUGACUGCGGGGGGAGCGAGGGUGGUGACUGGUGGCGGGUGGGUUGCGCUUGGGAUGGUGGUGGCUGCGUUGCUGGUUUAG